Molecule: messenger RNA, 1983 nt
Organism: Diaporthe amygdali
Lineage: Eukaryota; Fungi; Ascomycota; Sordariomycetes; Diaporthales; Diaporthaceae
Product: mitochondrial inner membrane protein mitofilin
Exons: 3
Coding region: 1-1983 (660 amino acids)
Biological process (GO): cristae formation
Cellular component (GO): MICOS complex
Source: RefSeq, a predicted model, not a curated record
AUGUUGCGGACAUCGCUUCGAUCCGUGAGGGGCCUGAGCAGCAGGUCUGUCGCUGCUGCUUCGGGCCGUCAAUGGCAAGCAGCGGCGGCUGCCCGACCUGCUGGGCUCGUCGCAAGGAGAUACUUUGCCGACGAGAAGACACCAGCCUCACAAGUUCCUAAACCUCCGGCCUCAGAGACGAACACGUCGCCUUCAAGCCAGACGCCUCCUCCACCUCUUGAGGACAGCAUCGACGCCAAAACCAUACCCGCCGAGAAUGUGCCAUUGACACCCCCAGCUCCUGAGGACCUCGGUGCUGUCACGAAGGAAGAGAAGGCCGUUCCGCCCCCGCCUCCACCGCCUCCUGCCGGCAGGGGCUUCUUCAGAAGUCUACGAAACUAUGUCCUGACCCUCGUAAUACUUGGUGCCGUCGCCUUUGGCGGUGGUGUUUGGUACUCCCGCAUCAACGACAGCUUCCACGACUUCUUCACGGAGUACAUUCCCUACGGUGAACAGGCUGUUCUGUACUUGGAAGAGGCAGACUUCCGGAAACGCUUCCCCAACAUCUCAAACCGCGGCACCGGUUCGCGACAACGUGACACUGGCGAGGCGGUGCGAAUCCCAGCCCAGAGCGGUAUGUCGUGGAGGGUGGCCGACAGCGGUGAGCCAGCUGGGAGACAGUCCAGCGCUGUUGACAAGACGGCCGCAGCGAAGAAGGAGGCAAAGGCAAAGGAGUCUAAGCCUAAGGCAGAGCCUAAGGCGGAUGCUCCUAGGCCUGAGGAACCCAAGAAAGCUGCCCCUGUGGCCGCUGCUCCUGCUCCUGCUGCUGCGACCUCUGACUUCAAGCCGCCAGAGGUCAACGAGCCUUCUCGGUUCCCACCAGCUGCCCCUCUCGAGCCCAUCUACUUCCCCAAUGUGAACGAACCCGUGGUCCAGGAUCUGGCACACAUGCUGAACGAUAUCAUUGCCGUGAUCAACGCCGACGGUGCGCACAGCAAAUACGGCUCCAGUAUUGAGAAGGCCAAGGGUGAGCUCAAGAAGGUCACGGCGGAGAUCGACAAGAUCAAGGCUGCGGUUGAGGCAGAUGCUGCAUCUAGGGUCAAGACGCGCGUUGAAGAAUUCGACAAGGCCGCGCACGACCUCGUGACUCGCGUCGAGUCUGCCAUGGCCUCGCAGGAAGCUGGAUGGCAGCGCGAAUUCGCCGAGGAGAUGAAGAGGAUCAAGGAGGUUCACGAUCAGCGCAUCAAGGUCGCGAUUGACCGGGAGCAGCAGAUAAACGAGGAGCGACUCAACAACAAGCUCCUGGAGCAGGCCAUCGAGCUCAAGCGAUUGUUCGCCAAGGAGAUUCAGCAGCGCGUCGAAGAGGAACGAGAUGGCAGGCUGGGCAAGCUGGAACAGCUGUCCAAGUCCGUCAAGGACCUUGAGAACCUGGCCGGCGGCUGGAACGAGGUCAUCGACACGAACUUGCGAACGCAACAGCUCCACGUGGCCGUGGAGGCCGUCCGCGCUAGCCUGCAGGACUCGGCGCACCCACGACCCUUUAUCAAGGAGCUGGUCGCUCUGAGAGAGAUUGCAGCGGACGACGCGGUCGUCAAUGCCGCCAUCGCGUCUAUCAACCCUACGGCGUACCAGCGCGGCAUCUUCUCGCCGCAGGACCUGACCGACAGAUUCCGACGCGUGGCAACCGAGGUGCGGAAGGCCUCACUCCUGCCAGAGGACGCCGGUGUCGCCAGUCACGCCUCUAGCUUGCUGCUGAGCAAGGUGAUGUUCAAGAAGCAGGGCCUGGCUGCUGGUGAUGACGUCGAGAGCGUUCUCACCAGGACUCAGACGUUGCUUGAGGAGGGCGACCUGGACGGCGCUGCGCGAGAGAUGAAUGGGCUGACGGGCUGGGCGAAGACGCUGAGCCGGGACUGGCUGGGUGAGGUAAGGAAGGUGCUGGAGGUGAGGCAGGCUUUGGAGGUUAUCCAGACGGAGGCGAGGCUACAGAGCUUGAAGGUGGAGUGA